AUGGAACAUGGUAUGCCGUCUACGAAGUCAAUCAAACCAUCACUUGUUAAAAAGAGAAACACUGCUCAAGAUGUGAGUAAAUCCUGGUGGAGAAUAAAGCCCUUCUUGGCUCUUAUUUGUGUAGCACUUUUAAUCUUUUGGUAUAAGACCACACAUAUUCAAUUUGAAAAAACAGAGCUAGAAGAAGCAGAUUAUCCCUUUAACAUGGCUAAGGAAUCAGAACCAGUCGAUGAGAAGUUAAAAGGCUUGCCUCGUGGUAUCAUAGAGCCUAGAUCAGACUUCGAACUGAAGCCUCUCUGGUCUAGUAGUAGUUUGAGGACAAAGGGUUUAAAAAUGACUAACCGUAACUUGUUGGCCAUACCCGUAGGAAUUAAGCAAAAGGCUAACGUUGACAUUAUUGUAAAGAAGUUUCUUCCAGCGAAUUUCACGGUUGUUCUGUUCCAUUACGAUGGUAAUAUGGAUCAAUGGUGGGAUCUGGAGUGGAGUUCUAAGGCCAUACAUAUAGUUGCACAGGAACAGACUAAAUGGUUGUGGUUUGCAAAACGAUUUCUGCAUCCUGAUAUUGUAUCAAUUUAUGAUUAUAUAUUUAUUUGGGAUGAGGAUCUUGGAGUAGAGAAUUUCAGACCAGAGAGGUAUUUGGAAAUAGUUAAAUCAGAGGGACUAGAGAUAUCUCAACCGGCGUUGGAUUCAAACUCGAGUGGAAUCCACCACAAGAUCACAGUCCGUUCUAGUACAGCCAUAUUUCAUAGGAGAGUUUACAUUAGUAGAGGCCAUAGAAGGUGUACUGAUGCAAGCCAAGAUCCUCCUUGCACAGCAUUUGUUGAAGGGAUGGCUCCAGUUUUCUCAAGAGCUGCUUGGUUUUGCACUUGGAAUCUUAUACAAAAUGAUUUGGUUCAUGGAUGGGGAAUGGAUAUGAAACUAGGUUAUUGUGCACAGGGAGACAGAACGAAGAAUGUAGGGAUCGUGGAUAGUGAGUAUAUCUUUCAUCAAGGCAUUCAAACAUUAGGUGAAAGUGGACACCCUGAGAAGAAGAUAAGGAGGCAAUCCACAUGGGAGCUUCAAACUUUUCAAGAGCGAUGGAACAAAGCGGUGGAAGAAGACAAGAACUGGAUUGAUCCAUCUUCAUCGAAGCGGAAGAGUAACGGUAGUAACAGCAGAUUAAGGCGUGGUAAGAGAAUUCAAGAGACAACAACAGCAUAA
Messenger RNA from Eruca vesicaria subsp. sativa (arugula), 1200 nucleotides. Lineage: Eukaryota; Viridiplantae; Streptophyta; Magnoliopsida; Brassicales; Brassicaceae. The record is from the annotation of a GenBank genome assembly.